AUGGAGGUGAUGCAAAUGCUUCACAUGAACAAAGGUGUUGGCGAGACUAGUUAUGCUCAAAACUCCAAAGUUCAGCGCAAAAUAAUUUCCAUUGCAAAGCCAAUCAUUCAUGACGCCGUACAAGAAAUCUUGCGCUCAAAUAAUAUAGAGAGCAUGGGAAUAGCAGAUUUGGGCUGCUCAUCUGGACCCAACACCUUAUUGCUCAUCUCCGAGAUCAUAGAUGUCAUCAUACGCGCCAAAAGCUGCAGCCUCGGCCUCCACCUGUCAGCAACAACAGAGCUCAGAGUGUUCCUCAAUGACCUCUUCAGCAAUGACUUCAACACCAUUUUUAUGUCACUUCCUGCAUUCUACAACAAACUCAAACAAGAGAAGGGGCCUGAGCUUGGAUCUUUAUUCAUUUCUGCCACGCCUGGUUCGUUUUAUGGGCGGUUGUUUCCGGCCAGGAGUUUACAUUUUGUGCACGCUUCUUCUAGCCUUCACUGGCUGUCUCAGGUCCCUCCUGGCCUCGACAGCAAGGCAGCUGGCGAAGCUUUGAACAAAGGAAAGAUCUACAUAUCCAAGACCAGCCCACAAUGCGUUUUGGACGCAUAUAAGCUUCAGUUUCAUAACGAUUUUUCAUUGUUUCUCAAGUCCCGCGCUGAAGAAAUGGUUGGUGGAGGACGAAUGGUGUUGUCGCUCAUGGGCAGGCCAUCCUAUGACCCCACAACUCCAGCCAGUUGCUACCAGUGGGAGCUUUUAGCCCACGCAUUGAUGACCUUGGUUUCAGAGGGUCUUAUUGCAGAGGAAAAGGUUGAUUCCUUCAACGCUCCCUACUAUGCCCCAUGUGAAGAGGAAUUGAGCUUGGCGCUUAAAAAAGAAGGGUCAUUCUUAAUGGACAGCCUGGAGGCGUUUGAAAUUGAUUGGGAUGGCGAUGGGUAUCAAGAAUUGCAUCACACAUUUGACAUGGUAGGUAGUGGCCAGAAAGUGGCCAAGACAAUAUAA
Molecule: messenger RNA, 981 nt
Organism: Prunus armeniaca (apricot)
Lineage: Eukaryota; Viridiplantae; Streptophyta; Magnoliopsida; Rosales; Rosaceae
Source: the annotation of a GenBank genome assembly